Molecule: messenger RNA, 3148 nt
Organism: Adineta steineri
Lineage: Eukaryota; Metazoa; Rotifera; Eurotatoria; Adinetida; Adinetidae
Source: the annotation of a GenBank genome assembly
GUUCGUUCUGAUGAUAUACGACGAGAAACAAGGAAAAAAACUGUGUGAUGAAGAAUGUGUGUGCGUUCACACGCAUACAAAGAAAAAAAAAAGGAAGGAUAUACACCCGAAUCGAGAAUGGCAGCACUAGUAUGGGAUUAAAACGCAAGCAGAGAGAGAGAGAGAGGAAGAGAUCGAAUGAGCAAGUAGCAGAUAGUCGAGUGUUCAUAUAUAUAUAUAUCACAAUGAAUACCUUUAUUCUCGUUCCCGUUCGUAAGCAUUCGAUUGAUAGCGAUAACAAAAUAAAUCAAUGAAAAGAAGAAGAAGAGUAACAACAACCUUCGAUUUUGACUUAAUGUCAAAUAUAAAGAUAUCCCUCUUCUUCUUCUUCUUCUUCUCCGAUCGAGUAGCAAUGGCGCUUGCACACGAGCAUUUACCUAUGUAUGUUACGAAACGAAUGUAAACAUAAAAUGUAACGAAGAGGAUACACCACCUUCUGAUGGAGCGUGCGAAAUUCGAUCUGCCAAAUGAUAACGGGCCGACGAGUAAUUUCUUCUGUGUUCUCUCAUCUCUUUCUUCUUUUGCUAUAGAAAAAAAAUAAAAAUAGAAAAGAUCUCUAGUUGCUGAUAAUGAUGGACGCUACUCUGUUUCUUUCUCUCCCCCUCUCUCUCUCUCUCUCGUUUUUUACGAUGAUUAUAGGUCAACUGCAUGUCAACAUCAAAUUGCUGCUGCCUGUCUGCUUUUUUUUUGUCAAAUAGAUCAUUUUCUCUCUCCUUCUCUGUUUCUCGUUUUUUUUCUUCCUUACAUUGAGAUAUACGGCAUUGUUAUGGGCGCAAAUAUCGAGCGACAAUGUUCAUUAGCUUAGUGCCAGAGAAAAGAAAGAAAGACAGACAAAUAUAUAUAUAUAUAUAUUUUAUAUAUAUAAAAAUAUAUAUAUAUAUGAGCGUUCUUCUCUCUACCUAUGUCCAUAUUUGUUACUGAUCGCGAGACUCACCUUCGUUCUCGUGCUCUAAUUAAUUGUAUGUGUGCACAGUACCUCUUCCGAUAGCAGUGGUACACUUGCUGUUUGUAUAUGCGUCGCACAUGUUGGCUUGUAAAAAAAGUAUCGAAAGUGUAAUAGUCAAACGAAACUCUCUUUCCUCCUUCUGUCUGCAUCUGCAGUCAGUCGCUAUAGCAAACAAUUGAAACUCUGUUACUCUCUAUUCUGCAGCUGCCAAUACUAUCAACAAGAAAACGACGCAAGAGCAAUAAGAAUAUGGAUAUUGAGAGAUUUUUUUGUUCGUUUUUCUCUCUCUAUCGACACUUUUUCAUCACUUUCAUCCGACCAGCAAGGAGCAGCAGCACUCUCGGCUUUUUUUACAUUACAUACAAUUCAGCUACAAACAUCAGUUUAAACAAAAGAAGAAGUGCAGUGCAUGUAAAGAAAGAAUUUCUCUCUUUAUGUUGUCAAUCGCCUAUAGCACACACACAGUCGAUAUUCCGGGAUUUGCCUUCUAGGCAAUGUUGUUUCUGGAAAAACGUAUCAGCAAUUAAGUGAGCAAGCAAGCGAACACAAAAAGAGAGAAAGAAGAAGAAGAGAGAAAGACAAAAAGACUAGUAUUUUUUUAUGCAGGUGUGAGCAGAUGGUGGUGAUCAUGAAAAAUGAAUGAACGUAGAUAUAUACACGUUCGAGCCGAUAUAUAAUCCUACGAACAGACGGUAGGUAUGUUCAAUAAAAAGAAAAGAAAGAUGCCCUAAAGGCAUACAUCUCGUCGGAGAAAAAGACGUAAAGGAUGAUAAUACGAACAAAGCAUAAAACGGUGCUUUCUCUUUCUCUCUCUCUCUCUGUCUCUCUGUCGGCUAAUAUUUGACUCGCCUUUCGCUCAUUUUUUUUUUAUUACAACACCAUCACCUCCAAUACACAGCAUAUGGGAAAACGAGAGAAAGAUCACUUAAUUAUGGACGAUGUUUACAAUGGUAUGCAAUGUUUGAGGAAAAAAGAAUCUGACAAGAAAAUUAAGACAACAUCAGAAAAGUUAGAAUAAGCAAUGUCUAUAGAAAUCUUUGUUAACUUAAAAUCACAAGCAACGCUUUUUUUUCUUAUUGAUAUUAAAAAAAAAUGCGAAAAAUGAUUCAUAAGAAUAUAUACAAUUAUUAUUGUCUUUUGAAAAUUCUAAAGUGACGUAAAUCAGAAAGAAAAUGCAAGGAGAAAAAGAAAAGAAGAAAAAUAAAACCCAUAAUUCUCUAUUGAUACCUUGAGAAGUAUAUAAAAAAAGAAAAACGUGUGAAAUUUCAAUGAUUUUUUUUCUUUUUUUAUAAUACACUUCAUAAUUCAAUCACAAUGCAAAUCGCAAUACAUACUGUAGUAUAUUUCAAAAGAAAUAUAUAUAAUAUUGAAGUUGCUUUCUCAUUUUUAAACUUACAACAUAAACUAAUAUCGAUAUGAUUCUAUUGAAGAAUACAAUCACAAUGUUUUACACCUUUUAAUUUAUGAUUGUUCAAUGAAAACUGACAAAUUACAUUGAUUUUUUUUAAAUAUUGUAUGAUUGAUAGAUGAUGAUUAUAUGUAAUACUAUCAAGCGUCAUUUAAUCAUUUCUCAUGACGAUUGAAAAUAACUAAUAUCGAGAUCGUACUAUAUAAGCCAAUGAAUAGAAAUACUUUACUAUUAUUAUAUGUAGAUAUACUUGAUUGAUAUUAUUGAAUAUUUUGUAAUCAAUCUCAUAGCAAAAAGAAAAGUAUUGAAUUAAAUCUAGUAGACAUAUAGAUUUCAAGUAAUAAUAUAACCAUGACAAAAUGAUGGUACUUGAGUAUGGAUCAUUGAUAAGAAUAUUAAUUCCGUAAAUACUAUUUGACAUGAAUAGAGAUUGAACAAAAAAAUGACUUGAUAUGAUGUUAAUGAAUAGAUAUUUUGAGAUUUCUUUUUUUUCUUAAAUGUAUGAAUUAUUGAAGAUCGAUAAAAGAAUUUAAAUUUUGAAUUUUAUUAUUUUAGGUGUUGGUUCUAUUGGUACAUUUCUUGAAGGACCAGUUAUUGCUUGGAUUGUUGCUCAAUAUGGUUGGUCAGCUAUGUUUACUUGUAUGAUUUUCUUAAGUAUUUUUGGUGCAUUAACAUCAUUUCGAGCUGCUCGUUAUCAACGUAUGAUCAAACUUUCAACAUCAUCAGUAUCAUCACUUGAACAAAUUAUUUCAUAA